This is a messenger RNA of Staurois parvus, 330 nucleotides long. NCBI's taxonomy places the organism in Eukaryota, Metazoa, Chordata, Amphibia, Anura, Ranidae. The record is from the annotation of a GenBank genome assembly.
UCAUGCUGCUGCCAGGUCCAGAGUCUCUCAUGGGUCCCUGUACGGCCUCCCAUUGCUGCUGUCUCCAUCGCCACACUCUGCCAUGUGCCACUUUCAGGUCUCCUCACACACUGCUGGUGUGUUCCAUUUUUUGACAUAGGGUGCUGGCAGAUUACGGGCCUCCCAUAGCUGCUGCCAGGCCCCUAAUCUGCCAUGGGGCCCCUGUACCGCCUCCUCAUGCUGCUGCCAGGCCCCUAAUCUGCCAUGGGCCCCUAUACCGCCUCUCCUCAUGCUGCUGCGAAGUCCAGAGUCUCUCAUGGGUCCCUGUACGGCCUCCCAUUGCUGCUGUCU